AUGAGUCAUCAUCAUGAAGAGCCAAAUUUGGGGUUUGUGGAGAGGAAUGGGAGUCAGUUCAUGCUUGAUGGAAGAGCCUUUUACAUCAAUGGCUGGAAUUCUUUCUGGUUAAUGGACCAAGCUGUGGAUGAAUAUAGCAGACCAAGGGUAAGGGAAAUCCUCCAAGCUGGUGCAAAGAUGGGUCUCACUGUGUGCAGAAUUUGGGCAUUCAAUGAUCGUGGUUUCAAUGCCCUCCAGCUUUCCCCCGGUCAUUUUGACGAGCGGGUUUUUCAGGCACUGGAUUAUGUAAUUGCAGAAGCAAGACAACAUGGGAUCAGGUUGCUUCUUAGCUUAGUGAAUAACUGGCAUGAUUUUGGUGGGAAGGCUCAAUAUGUCAAGUGGGCAAUGGAAGAAGGCAGAGUAGGUUUGAGUGCCUCUAAUGAUUCCUUCUUCUUUGAUCCAUCCAUCCGCAGAAACUUCAAGAAUUACAUCAAGCUGGUUUGA
Messenger RNA from Corylus avellana, 483 nucleotides. NCBI's taxonomy places the organism in Eukaryota, Viridiplantae, Streptophyta, Magnoliopsida, Fagales, Betulaceae. The record is from RefSeq and is a predicted model, not a curated record.